Spirodela intermedia is the source of this 405-nucleotide messenger RNA. The record is from the annotation of a GenBank genome assembly. Lineage: Eukaryota; Viridiplantae; Streptophyta; Magnoliopsida; Alismatales; Araceae.
AUGGUAUCAGAGCAGUGCUCAUUCUGGUAGGAUCAGAUACUUCUCGUUCUUGUUUCUUGAAUCUUGUUUUUCUUGUUCUGUGUUGGAGCAACACCAAGGAAGAAAGAAACCUUCUACAAGUAGUGAACUGAGGCAUUCUGAAAGUUACAAAGGGAAAAGACUUUCAUAAUGCAUUCAAGGGAAGGCUCUUCGUCAUCCAUGGAAUUUGUAUCAUCUCCAGUGAUGAUUGGAGAAAGGGAGAGACUAUAUCAUACUCUCCCAAAUAUCUCAGAGAAACUUAGAUUCAAUGGGAUAAAUCUUCAUCAAUGGAAGCAGUUUAUUGAUCUGACACUUCUUAGAAGAGGCUUAACAGAUUACCUUAUAGAAGAAUCAUUGAAGCAAACAGAUCGAAAAUAUAAAGGAUGA